This is a messenger RNA of Lingula anatina, 1795 nucleotides long. RefSeq lists its product as uncharacterized. The record is from RefSeq and is a predicted model, not a curated record. Lineage: Eukaryota; Metazoa; Brachiopoda; Lingulata; Lingulida; Lingulidae.
GUUUCGUCAUAUUUCACAACAACAGGAACAAGGAAAUGGGACACAUUUAUUGAUAACGAUCACAAAGGCUUCGGGGACAGGACCUGACAGUUCCUGGUUGUAUUAUUUAAACCCCUUUUCAUUUGCUAUUACAGAAUUACUAAACAUUUCUCAGCUUGUUGGAUUGAUCAAACGCGACCGCUACAGGUAGAGGUCAAAACACGGCGACAACCUGACCAUAAAUUCUCACGUCUCCGCAGAAAAAGGACACUGUCAUGGGUGACAUUGAUUGUGGAAAUUGUGGGGACUGCGGAGACUGUGGAGACUGCGGGGACUGCAACUGUUGUGAUUGCUGUGAUGGAAAUUGUUGCGACUGCUGUGGCGGAGACUGUUGCGACUGCUGUGGCGGAGAUGGCUGUGAUUGUCUACCCCCACACUGCUGUAAUUGUGAUCAUGGGUGCUGCAGUGGUUGCCUCAACACCUUAUGCUGCCUUUGCAUUGCUGAUGACAUGAUAUGGUGUUACUGGGACUCCUCAGUAAUAAUGCCAGUCCAAAAGCGUGUUUGUGUAUCCAAGGAAAAGUUUCAGAGUUACCAAAUGUCAUGUGCUCCAGUAACAUCACAGCCUGUUAGCCAUGUACAGAGGCAGCCUGGUGACCCUGAGCAACAGCAACCAGCUGGUAACCCUGAGCAACAGCUACUAGAUGGUAACCCUUGGCAACAGGAGCCUGGUAACCCUGGUGAUCCAGUGACAUCACAGCCCUCUUCGCCUCCACCUCCUUAUAGUGAAGUGAACCCAUCUGGAGUUAAACCUCACUUAGACUCUGAUUAGAAAAAGACACAAUGUGAUUUAUGUACUUCUUAUCUUGCCUUGAAAUUACAUGUAAUUUAGCAGAUUUAGAAGAUGUCAAAGUUUCAGCAAUAUUCCCUUUUUCACGGAGGUGCAACCAAUCCAUGUAUAGUAAUUAAACUACUGCCAAUCAGGUAACAAAGAGUGUUAUUACACCAUCUGCACUACCUAGUUCUAGAUCUACAACACACUCGGCCCAAAGACAUUGAUCCUUCAUUCGAUAUGUUUGCAAGUCCUGGUAUAUGUGCAUUGUAAUGUAUGCUACUGUAUUAGGGCAUCCUGCAGUUCCACAAUAUGACCCGUGGAAACUUUUCAGGAGACUUAUUUCUUAGUCCCAUUUUUAAUUACAGGUGUAGUGUAAUACAUCAUCAAACCAUCACUGAGAGACUACUUCCAGUGGCUUCCCUCAGGUUGAACAGUAUGUAGAUGUUUCAAAAUGGAUUUAUUUUGGUAUUCCACUUCCCAAUUUGUUUGAGGCCAUUGUGGUAUUUUUAACUGAUGAUGUAUUCCAUGAAUUUAGUGAAUUCUUUGCUAAUGAACUGUGGGUAAUUAUCUGUGUGUGAUCCAUGUAAAGAUCUGUGCAAACACUCACAUGCCCAUGUAUGCUAACACUUAAUGCUCCCUUCUCUGUCUGAGAACAGCAUUGGUCCUGUGGCACACAUUUCUGCAGUUGUCCACGUUUAACUUGAUGAUUCUCAACAUAGAGCUGAAUGCAAACAAUAUUUUUUUAUUGCUGUAGUACUUACCAAUCUGAAGUACCGAUACGUAUUUAAAAUAAAAUAAAAGGAAUGUUUUUAGGAGUAGCAGUUCAUAACUGUAUGAUUGAUAUUAUUUAUUAAUGCAAAGUCCAGAAUUUGAUCAUUCUUUACAAAAUAAAGUAAUUAGAGACCUGGCAAUUGUCAACACUACUCAAGAAACUAAGCUGUCAUGAAAAUAUAUUUUUUAAAUAUAUAUUUAGGAUAGUUAAC